AUGUGUAUUAGCCUGACACGCUUGGAAACAGUUUUUGCAAUGUUAGUUGAAAUAACUGAACGUGCAAUGGCACAUUGUGGUUCAAAAGAAGUUUUAAUAGUUGGAGGUGUUGGAUGUAAUGAACGUUUACAACAAAUGAUGAAUAUAAUGGUUAAUGAAAGAAAAGCUAAAUUAUUUGCGACAGAUGAACGUUUUUGUAUUGAUAAUGGGGCUAUGAUUGCUCAGGCUGGUUGGGAAAUGUAUAAUUGUGGAAUGAAUGCUCCCAUAAAAGAAUGUACAUAUACACAAAGGUAUAGAACUGAUCAAGUUAAUGUUUUGUGGAGAGAAAAAUAA
This is a messenger RNA of Meloidogyne enterolobii, 333 nucleotides long. The record is from the annotation of a GenBank genome assembly. NCBI's taxonomy places the organism in Eukaryota, Metazoa, Nematoda, Chromadorea, Rhabditida, Meloidogynidae.